Molecule: messenger RNA, 2260 nt
Organism: Chaetomium strumarium
Lineage: Eukaryota; Fungi; Ascomycota; Sordariomycetes; Sordariales; Chaetomiaceae
Product: cation efflux family-domain-containing protein
Exons: 7
Coding region: 487-2118 (543 amino acids)
Biological process (GO): intracellular zinc ion homeostasis; zinc ion transmembrane transport
Cellular component (GO): membrane
Molecular function (GO): zinc ion transmembrane transporter activity
Source: RefSeq, a predicted model, not a curated record
GAUCAAUCAAACCCGCAUGGCGAGCCACAUCACACCGGUGAACCGGGCUCAUCCCAUGGCCAGGUAUGACUUCCAUAUGAUAUAUCAUGGCCUCCCAGACCGAAUUGGACCAAACAAACCGUGCUCCACCUCCUUCCAGAGAUAACAUUAACAGCGGCGUGCUGCAGUCACAACUCACAAGACACUCCGAAGUUCUAGGUAAAGGAAACUGUUCAGCACCAGCCCUAGCCGUGAUACCUCCCAGGUAGCAUCUACCUACCUUACCCUACCGGUACCUUGGACUAUGCUUCUGCUGUAUGUGGUGUACAUGGACGCAGCACAAUGGCAGAACACGAUGGCCUUGGCGCUGUGAAACACUUGCAUGAAUCUUCUCGCUUGCCAUACAUGUACGGUGUACCCCUAUUUCCGUCCCUUGGCCCCCCUGAGGACACCUCAACCACAUCCCAAAAGGUCAACACCACGUGUUAGAGACUUGGGAUUAUCUCGAUGACAGACUCCAACAGUCUUGCGCAUCACAAGGGGUUUAUGUCGCGCGGAGUACGAGCCAGGUCGCCAUGCGCCCUCUGUUGCCCCCUUCGUGUACUUUCUGCCGGGGCCUGGUGCUUUGCUGUACUCUCUCCCAUGUCACAGCCUUCCGGUCCCGGCCGGGAAGUGACAUUGGGUCCCCUGGGCUGCCCUCAGGGUUCACGAUGGCACGGCCGCGGGGCGCGGAGAAGUCGACGACUAAGCAGUAUCGCGAAUAAACAGAUCGGACCGACGACUAAGCGGCUCCUUGUUCUCUGCUCGUGCACAUCCGUCAUGCGGGUGCGGCCUACUGCGUCCCUUCUUUUUGUUCUGACUCUGAGCUCUGUUCCACCGACCGCAAGAUUAAAUCCACAGCAGCAACCAACAGAUCGCCCGCAGGAGACUAUCAAAGCAAGAGCCAAUACCCAUCCCAUACCAGUUACCCAACCGUACUCCUCCGCCAUGGCGAAAAGGCUCUCCGACCGCCAGAAGGUCACGGCGGCGAUCACCAUAUCGUUCGCCUUCUUCCUCUUCGAGAUUGGAGUGGCCUUCAAGACGGGCAGUCUGGCGUUGAUGGCCGACGCCUUUCAUUAUCUGAGCGACAUUGCCAGCUUUGCUGUCACGCUCACUGCAAUUAUCAUGUCCGAGAAGUCCCAGCAUCGCCAGGACUUCUCGUAUGGUUGGCAGCGGGCCCGUCUUCUCGGUGGCUUCUUUAACGGGGCCGUCCUGCUUGCUCUCGGCAUUGGCAUCUUCAUCCAGUCCGUCGAACGGUUCGUUACCCUCCGCGAUAUCGAGCAUGCAAAGCUAGUCUUGAUCACGGGCUGCGUGGGCUUCGGGUUGAAUGCGGCCAGCGCUCUUUUCCUGCAUGAGCAUCACCAUCACCACCACCACCCAGACCCGGAUCCAACUCAGGAGCCGGACUUUGAGAUCAGCAGCGGAUCUAGCAGCACCUCCGGCAUCGUCUGUCCAACUCGUACUCCCGAGCAACAACCCAGCCGGCGCAGAAACUGUCACGCCGGGCACCGCCACGUCCGGCACUCGGUCAAGCCGCCCGGCAGAGAUCUUGGGAUGGUCGGUGCCUUCCUCCAUGUCAUUGGCGAUAUGGCAACCAACCUUGGCGUCAUCCUUGCCGCGGCCGUUAUGUGGAAGACAUCCUCGCCGGCCAGAUUCUACGCAGACCCUGCCAUCGGCAUGGCCAUCGCGCUUCUGAUUUUCUUCUCGGCAGUCCCCUUGGUCAGGCGCAGCGGAGAGAUCCUGCUGCAGAGUGCCCCAGAAGGUGUCAAGCUCGAGGACAUCAAGCACGACAUUGAGAAGAUCCCGGGCGUCCACGGCGUUCACGAGCUGCACGUCUGGCGCCUCGACCAGAAGAAGGCCGUCGCAUCGGCCCACAUCCUAGUUUCCGAUCCCGAUGUGGCUCGUUUUAUGGAGACAGCGGAGACAAUUAGGGAGUGUCUCCAUGCCUAUGGUAUCCAUUCAACGACGCUCCAGCCGGAGAUGCUGCUUCCUGUAGUCCGAGUCGUCGGGGGAACACCUCUCAAUGAUAUCAGCGACCCCUGCCAGCUCAUGUGCGGCAAGGGCAUGUGCGAGCACCUGCAUUGCUGCAACAAGGAGUGAAGAGGGCUGAUUUGAUUUCGGCAGAGCUGUCUCGGGACAGUUGGCUUUUCCCUUAACUGUGGUGAGCCGGUUUUCGUUCAGUUCAAAGGAGCAGGGAGCAGGGAACAUGGUACAAGGAGCAGGAGGUUAUGAAGGGCGAUCA